AGCCACAACCUUCCCUGGAUGUUGCAGUCUUCUUCCAAGGGAAGGUUUGCUGCACAAGCAGGCUUAGCUUGGACUUCUGCAACUCUGACAAUUUAAUUCCAAACCAAGGAAGAAGAAGAAUGAGAUGGUUACAAUGACUGCCUCCAUCCUACUUAUAUUUCUAUACCUUAUCUGUCCAUCCUAUCAGCUGGAAUCGGACACAUUUUUAAUCUACAAUGAAAACCACAAGAAAUGUCUAGAAGCGAAGAAUUCCAUUAUAGUGUCCGCUCAAUGUAAUGAGAAGUCUAAUGAACAGACGUUUCGGUGGAUUUCUCAAAACCAGCUCAUAAAUGUAGGGACAUCUAAAUGCCUGGCCGUAUCCUCCGCAGCAGAAUGGUCAGCAGUGACACUAUACACAUGUGAUGGCAACAGUGACCUACAGAAGUGGGAAUGUAAAAAUGAGACUUUGUUUGGAAUUGUGGGAUCCAAUCUUCACUUGAACUAUGGUAACAAAAAAGAAGAGGUCGUACUCUAUAAAGGCGUAGGAUUUUGGAGCAGGUGGAAAAUCUAUUUGACUCCAGAUGAUUUAUGUGUAAAGGCGUUUGAAGAGAUUUACACUUUAAAAGGCAAUGCUAAUGGUCAGCCCUGUGUGUUCCCCUUCAAGUAUGACAACAAAUGGUAUGCGGACUGUACAACUGCUGGACGAUCGGAUGGAAGACUCUGGUGCUCUACAACGGUAGAAUAUGGAAAGGAGAAACUGUACGGAUUCUGCCCAUCUAAAUCCACGUCUAACAACUUCUGGAUAACUGAUUCAGUUACUGGCGUCAACUAUCAGAUUAACUCCGAUUCAGCCCUCACUUGGUACCAAGCCAGGAGAAGCUGCCAGCAGCAAGAAGCAGAACUGCUGAGUAUAACCGAGCUACACGAACAAUCCUUCAUCUCAGGAUUAACAAAUACCCUCACUGCAGUCCUAUGGAUGGGGCUCAAUAGUCUGGACUUCAAUGCUGGCUGGAGAUGGGACAGUGGAGGUCCUUUCCGGUAUCUGAACUGGGUUCCAGGAAACCCAUCAACGGAACCUGGGAUAAACUGUGCAGCACUAAAUCCUGGGAAAAGUGGCAAAUGGGAAAGCAGAGAAUGUGCGCAAAAAGUGGGGUAUAUCUGUAAGAAAGGCAACAGCUCCGCUUCUUAUGUUCCUCCUUCGGGGAUCGGUGAAACCAUUUCUUGCCCGGCCUCCUGGUUACCCUAUAAUGGAUACUGUUAUACUCUGCUUAAAGAAGCUAAGAUGUGGAAGGACGCCAUGUUGUCUUGUAGGAAAGAGGAGGGGGAUCUUGCAAGUUUGCACAAUAUUGAAGAAUCCAGUUUUAUCAUCUCAGAGUUUGCAUUUGGCGAUGUAGAGUAUGUUUGGCUUGGGAUGAAUGACCUGAAGACACAGUUAUUUUUUGAAUGGAGCGAUGGAUCACCAGUGACAUAUACAACAUGGCAGAGAGGAGAACCAUCUCACCUGACCAACAAACAAGAGGACUGUGUGGCGUUAUCUGUUAAGGAGGGAAAAUGGGCAGACAAGAUGUGCGAGAAGAAGUUUCCAUAUUUGUGCAAGAGAAAACCACUGCCUGUGGAUCAUGAGCAAACUGCUAGUGUGGAGGAAGGGUGUGAUAAGGGUUGGAAAAGACACGGAUACUACUGCUAUUUCAUUGGUACAUCUUCUAGUUCAUUUUCAGAAGCAAACAACACAUGCAAUAGUAAAAGAGCGUACUUGAUGACUGUGGAAGACAGGUUUGAACAGGCCUAUUUAACAAGUCUGAUUGGGUUUAGACCAGAAAAAUAUUUCUGGACAGGGCUCUCUGAUAUGGAGGAUAAGACCACUUUUAAAUGGAUCAACAGGGAAAACGUAUUGUACACACACUGGAACACAGACAUGCCAGGCAGAAAGCAUGGCUGCGUGGUCAUGAGAACUGGGAGGAAAGCUGGAUUAUGGGAUGUGAUUAACUGUGACGAAAAUGCCAAGUAUGUGUGCAAGAAGUGGGCUCAAGGAGUAACGCCACCGCCUCCGCUGACUACCACACCAGAACCAAAGUGUCCAACCGACUGGAAGUCAUCCAGUCGUGCAUGUUACAAGCAUUACCAGAAAGAAGCUAGCGAGAAGAAGUCAUGGUUUGAGGCUAGGAACUUCUGCAAAGCGAUCGGAGGUGACCUGCUGAGUAUCACAGACAAGGAGGAAGAGCAGGCAGUGUGGACUUUGAUGAUAAAUGAUGGCAUCUACCGUCAAGUCUUCUGGGUGGGUCUACAGAACACUAACCUGGAUGAAGGCUUCACGUGGUCGGAUGGCUCACCUCUGAAUUAUGAAAACUGGGCAUAUGGAGAGCCCAACAACCACCAAGGGAUGGAGCUCUGCGGGGAGGUGAACACCGAUCAUCGGCUGUCCUGGAAUGAUAGGCAUUGUGAUACGCCACAGAACUGGAUUUGCGAACUUAGAAAAGGUGCAGCAUUAUUGCCAGAACCCACAAACUCCCCACUUCCUGAUUUUGAACGUACAAGUGAUGGCUGGGUAAUUCGAGACGACAGACAGUACUACAUCAGCAAGGAAGAAGUAUCCAUGGAUAAAGCACGGGAAUUCUGUAGACGUAAUUUCGGCGAUCUCGUCGCCGUUAACAGCGACUCAGAAAGAAGAUUUCUCUGGAAAUAUGUCUUAAAGAUGGGGAAGAGCGAUGCUUAUUUUAUUGGCUUGCGUCUGUCCGUGGACAAGGAGUUUAACUGGAUGGAUGGCUCUCCUAUGGACUUUGUCGCCUGGGCCAGUUAUGAACCCAACUUUGCCAACAAUGAUGAGAACUGUGUUGUGAUGUAUAAAAACCUAGGGUAUUGGAAUGACAUAAAUUGUGGUUAUCCAAACCCAUUUAUCUGUGAAAGGAAAAACAGCUCUAUUAAUGCAACGUCUGCCCCAACUGCUCCUGCACCGCUCGGGAGCUGUCCAGAAGAGUGGCUUUCCUAUGGAAGACAGUGUUACAAAAUAUAUGGGAAUGAAGCCGAUGAAGUGGCUGACUGGAAUGGCGCUAGAUCUGCGUGUAAAAACCUUGGAGGAAAUCUAGUCACCAUAAAUGAUGAGUUGACACAAGCUUUCCUGACAGCUAAUUUAGUAGACGCAAAGCUUGAUGUCUGGAUCGGAAUGAACGAUGUGAAUUCAGAACACAAGUUUCUUUGGACAGAUCAAAGUGGGGUGUAUUAUACAAACUGGGCCAAAGGUCAUCCUUCAGGAAGUCAUGUGUAUGCCUAUGAUGAUGACACUGAUUGUGUAGCUGUGAAACGUGGACCUAUACUGGAUGCUGGUACAUGGACUGAAGAAGAAUGUGAAUUGAACAAAGGAUACAUCUGCCAGAAAUUCCAAGACCAGGAUAGACCAGCAGCUCCAACCACAGCUUCAACCUCUAACCAGUAUAAAUAUAGAGAAGCCAGUUACAAGUUUAUUAAAACCAAGAUGAAGUGGGACGAAGCACGGAGGGUGUGCAAGAAUUCUGAUGCCGAACUAGUCAGCAUUUUAGACGAAUACACCGCAUCUUUCCUGAAGCUUCAUAUAGCUAAACAUAAGGGACCUUUCUGGAUCGGCUUGACCAGUUCCAACAAGACUAAUGACAUGUACCGCUGGAUUGAUAACUGGAAGCUUCGCUACACAAAAUGGGCAGCCGGGGAACCGAAGAGGAAAAAUUCCUGCAUUUAUAUAGACAUUGACGGACAAUGGAAGACAUCGUCUUGUAAUGAGGAUUAUUGGGCAAUCUGCAAACAGUCAAGUGUUAUUGCUCCCACUGAACCACCUCAACAACCUGGAACAUGUCCAGAAUCAGGUGGAAAGACAUGGAUACCCUUCCGUGGCCAUUGCUAUCUUAUUGAAUCAUCAAACACUAGAAAUUGGGCUCAAUCAUCUAUGGAAUGUCUUCGAAACGGUGCCAAUUUAGUGUCAGUUGAAGAUUCGAUUGAGUCAGAAUUCCUCUUCCAUCAUAUCGAGCUGCUCGUUGACAGAGUAAAGAGUUUUUGGAUGGGACUGUACAGGAACGUGGAAGCAAAAUGGCUUUGGUUGGACAAUACACCCAUGGACUAUGUGAACUGGAAUGCAGGAGAACCCUCUGAACACUCAGAUGAGGACUGCGUGGAAAUGUAUGCCACAAAGGGAUCAUGGAAUAACAUUUACUGCUCCUCUUAUAAAGGCUACAUAUGUAAGAGGUUAAAAAUUCCACUGCCUACAGAGAAGCCAAUAGAGAAACCAGCGGAAAACAAAGCAGACAAGCCGUCCCAUGGCAUAACUGGUGGUGUGGUUAUUGUGGUGAUACUCGUCAUCGCAGGCAGCACCAUAGCAGUUUACUAUCUCUAUAGGAGGAAACAGAACAAGACACAACCAGACCCGAGCUUCAACAACACGUUAUACUUUGAUGGUAACCGUGCCCCCUCAUCACAGGAUACAAACAUCUUAGUGGAAAACAUUGAGCAAAACGAACGCGCCUUUUCCUAAUUCUCCAUUAAAGAAAUUACCUUGAAUGUGCAUUAGUUCUCAGGCAGUGACAGAAACGGUGAAAUAUAGGCUCCACUGUAACCAGAGUGGCAAGAAAAAUCCAUCCAAAGUAAUAAAGUGGGUUGAUGGUUUCCAGCAUGCCAGGUGGUCUUAUACUGUUAUGGCACCAUUUAUGUCACUGACGUCCUAAAAGGUAAACCAAAAAUAAUUGCCUGCCGCCGUCCUCUUAGCUAAAUCACACAAUUGAUAAGCAGAUGGCUGCACCCAUUCUGUACAUUUUGUAGUAUGCAGUGGACCUAAGUUAUUCAUUGAAAUCUUGACAUUUCUAAAGGUGGUCUGAAAUGGGACAGGUUGGAUUGAAUCAUUUUACUUAUAUUUAGUAAAUUUGGCUUCUAUCUA
Molecule: messenger RNA, 4873 nt
Organism: Bufo gargarizans (Asiatic toad)
Lineage: Eukaryota; Metazoa; Chordata; Amphibia; Anura; Bufonidae
Gene: MRC1
Product: mannose receptor C-type 1
Exons: 30
Coding region: 125-4474 (1449 amino acids)
Molecular function (GO): signaling receptor activity
Source: RefSeq, a predicted model, not a curated record